AUGGCGGUGGUGGAGGCGCGGACGGCGGCGACGUCGGCGCGCGAGGCGUUUCGCGCGCGCCGGCGGCCGCGGAAACCGUCGGCGGAGCGAUUGGCCGAGCUCGACGCGAGCGUGGUAGAUUUGCGAGCGUUUCGCGCGAUGCGUCCGCCAGGGGUGGACGCGCGGGUGUGGAUGACGGUUGGGACGAUGGAGGUUCGGGACGCGACGCGGAACUGGAUGCGCGCGUCGGCGAAAGCGGGCGCGCUCGUCGACGCGGGCGCGCUCGUUGUGACGCUGGACGUGCAUUCGGAGAGACCGUUCCUGAAGUGGUGCGAGAACGAAGCGGUCGCGGUGCGAGAGGAGGUUGGGGUGACGGUGACGUGCGUCGAAGGUGGGCGAGUGCUAACGAAUCAGACGGAUCAGAUGAGGCUGGGCAUCGAUAGCUUUCGAGAGAAUCGUGAUUCUUUCAACGUGCUCAUGCGAGAAAAGGUCAAGUGUUUAAAGGCCAUCUUGGAAAAUGGCUACGAUGUGGUGUUCAGCGACGUGGACGUAGCAUGGAUGCGCAAUCCUUUGGAUUAUUUCAACUCGGGCCAACUCGCCGACGUGGACGUAGCGGUGAGUUCCGACGCCAGAUAUCACUUCGACGGUGAGAUAUUCGCACGAGAGGAAAUGCGACGACCGGGCCAUGGACUCAGCGUGUGGGCAUCCGCUUUAGACGACUGGGAGCGAGAGAGUAGAUACGAUCAAGAUGUGAACGUAGGAAUCAUGUUUUGGAGGUGCACGAAAAAUGCGUUGGAGCUCGCGGGCGAUUGGGUUCGAAGAAUGGACGAAUCGAAAGAUAUAGAUCAGAUAUGUUUCAACCACCUGAUACGGACAAGAGGUGUUGGGAAUGUCAGAUCUUUCUGCGUCGAGGAAGUAUCCGAAGAUGCGACGAAGACGUGCCUCUCUUCACUCUCUUUGAAUGGCUGGUUAAAAGACGCUUUCGCCAGGAAGAGCGACGAAGAAAAAAAAGCGAUAGACUUGGAAGGCGCUUGUCCGCAAGACGCGUGUAAAAGGGGAACGGCGGAUUCCGACCUAGGUGGUGAAUUUGCAAAGGAUUAUCUCAAAGGGUAUCGCCCGUACUAUCACUACGGGGGGCUUUCUGGAAGCGUUCGUGUCGCCGUACUCCCGACGCAACUCUUCGGGAACGGCAUCACAUACUAUAACUUUGGACCUAAAUUAUCUCCUGACGCGUUCGCGGUUCACAACACGUUCGUAUACAGCGGAUUCGCUGGUAAGAUGUGGAGGUUUCGUGAGCACGGUUUGUAUGAGAACGAGAGACAGGAAGACUACCUGACAGAUGCGAGUAUAGAUGCCAAAGUUUUAGUAGUCCGUUGGGACCUGCCAAAGAAUAUUGUUGCCGAUAUUCUGAGCGCACGGUCAACGGAACGGUCAGAGGUACCGCAUGGACAUCUUCGAGCACUCACAUGGCAGAUGAACCGCGUGCGAGAUGCGAUUGCCAUCGCUCGCGUCACGGGACGCACGCUAAUAAUACCACAAUUUACUUGCGGCUGUUCUCGACACUUUCAUUACAUGGAUAACUGUACGGUUGGCGGUACGCCUUUACCGCUCGCAUGUCCGCUUGAUCACGUGAUGUUACCACACAUGUUUGCCAAAAGUAACAUUCUGGCUCGAGAGGCGUCGUACUUUCAGAACCGCAUCAAAGCCGGGCUUGCGGCGUUCACCGAUCCGGCGCCGCGCGUGGCCGUUUGCUCGGAAAACGUCAUCGAGAAGACAUGUGCGGAGCGCAUGCCGAAAGUGAACGGCAUCAUAACCAACACCGCCGGUUUCGUUCCCACGGAUACACCGAUAGAUUCCUCGCCGGUGAGCCCAGAUCGAAUCCUUCGUUCGCCGUUCGCCGCCGCUGACGUCCGAAACGCCUUCAGCAGUCUGAGAGACGUUCCUGUUGUCGUCGUCGACGGUCUUGGCGCCGAUGGCCAAGUCGUCGAUUUCAAAACGUUCGACACCGAGGAUGAAAAUGAGCGCUUCGAUGCCGACAUUAGAGGCUCGACGCACGAGGCGUGCUGCUUUGUCAACGGCACGCGCGCGCACUUGCCGGAACGCUUAGCAGCAGCUGCAACGUUGUAG
Messenger RNA from Ostreococcus tauri, 2106 nucleotides. RefSeq names its product Nucleotide-diphospho-sugar transferase. Gene Ontology annotation, cellular component: Golgi apparatus. The coding region runs from base 1 to 2106 and encodes 701 amino acids. NCBI's taxonomy places the organism in Eukaryota, Viridiplantae, Chlorophyta, Mamiellophyceae, Mamiellales, Bathycoccaceae. The transcript has a single exon. Gene Ontology annotation, molecular function: arabinosyltransferase activity. Gene Ontology annotation, biological process: cell wall pectin biosynthetic process. The record is from RefSeq and is a predicted model, not a curated record.